UAAUGGCACGCAAAGAACUUGCAUCCUCAUCUUUUCCCUCAAAUUUCAACCCACCAAGCUCCAACAAUGACUCCUCAGAAAACAACCAUAGUAUGUUUCCUACACACCCAGAUAAUCCUUUUUCCAAGAGGGGAGGCAACAACAAGUUCAUGGUUUCUAUACCACCUACCAUUACCAAUAACAAUGAUACAUUGGUGAUGCCACAACCAUCAUCUGCAGCACCAUCAUCUCAUAGAUAUAUGGAUCUCCCUCAAGAUCCAUCGGAGGACGUUACCAAAUCCUCCUCUAGAAAGCGAACAGGUAGACCUUUGGGCUCUAAGAACAAGCCUAAAGCACGCAUCAUUGUCGAGGAAGACACACAAACCCUCACAGAACUAGUAGGACUUGAGAUCCCAAUAGGAGAAGAUAUUGCGGAGAACAUAAUCAAAUAUGCUCAACGACGUCAAGCUAACAUAACAGUGUCGAGGGGUUUCGGUCUUAUCUCUAAUGUUGUCCUUCUUGAUCCAAUAUCUCGUGUCCCAUUAUUACCCAUCGAAGGACCCAUACAUAUGACAACUUUAUUUGGAACAUAUAUAAAUCCAAAUUGUCAAUGUACUCCUACACAAUUCGUAACUCAUCUACCAUGUUCCUCUUUUACCGUAUACUUCUCUAGUCCUAACGGACAUGCGUUUGGUGGAGUUCUUGGAGGAAAGAUUACUGCUGCUAGUGUCAUUUUCAUUAAUGUCACUCUUACUAGGAAAAUAGCGAUCCACAAGGUUGUGUCCACCAAUAUAAAUGUUUAAGCCCUUGAAAAAGGUGGACCAAUACAUGUUGGUGGUGUCAUCACCAAUGUUGACUAUGUAGCUUAUGAAUCUGACAAUAACAACAAAAAUAAUAUUUUCAUAUGCCUACAAACUCCAAUGGUGUGCAUGCUAAUUCAACUUAGUUGGAUUAUCAACUUAUCUGUCACUAUCUUCAAACUUAUGGGAAUGUCAUUGAUGAUAAUUUCAUGUAUUGGAACCACUCCAAUCACCUUCAUAACUAUUGGAUAGUCAAAGACUCUUAUGUGAUCCCCUUUGUUGUUUUAGUCCUUUAAAAGUUCGAAUAAAAUAAGUUUAAUUUCUUC
Molecule: messenger RNA, 1105 nt
Organism: Lathyrus oleraceus (garden pea)
Lineage: Eukaryota; Viridiplantae; Streptophyta; Magnoliopsida; Fabales; Fabaceae
Product: AT-hook motif nuclear-localized protein 28-like
Exons: 2
Coding region: 3-782 (259 amino acids)
Cellular component (GO): nucleus
Molecular function (GO): DNA-binding transcription factor activity; minor groove of adenine-thymine-rich DNA binding
Source: RefSeq, a predicted model, not a curated record